This is a messenger RNA of Neomonachus schauinslandi (Hawaiian monk seal), 1881 nucleotides long. It is a transcript of the gene BTNL9, whose product is annotated as butyrophilin like 9. The coding region runs from base 108 to 1739 and encodes 543 amino acids. The record is from RefSeq and is a predicted model, not a curated record. Gene Ontology annotation, biological process: regulation of cytokine production; T cell receptor signaling pathway. Gene Ontology annotation, cellular component: external side of plasma membrane. The transcript has 12 exons. Gene Ontology annotation, molecular function: signaling receptor binding. Lineage: Eukaryota; Metazoa; Chordata; Mammalia; Carnivora; Phocidae.
GCACGCAAUGUGUCUUAAGGUAGAAGGGAGUUGAGCUCACCAGGAAUCAUCUGCCACUUCAGACCCCUUGCUGCUACCUGCCAGGUGGCCCCCACAGCUGAGAAGAAAUGGUGGAUCUCCCAGUCUUCCCGGACUUCUCCCAGCGAGUUCCUCUGCCCAGCAGUGUCUUCUUCCUCACCCAUCUCCUUCUUCUCCUCCAGCCCGGAGAGCUGAACUCAGAGGAGGUCAGGGUGGUGGGCCCUGGGGAGCCCAUCCUGGCACUCGUGGGAGAAGAGGUGGAGUUCUCGUGCCACCUGUUGCCAUACCUGGAUGCCGAGGACAUGGAGAUCCGCUGGUUCCGGAGUCAGACCUCCGAUGUGGUGCACCUGUAUGAGGGGGGGCGAGAGCUCCAGAGCCGGCAAAUGGCGCAGUUCCGGAACAGGACCAAACUCAUCAAGGAUUAUAUCGUGGAUGGCAGCGUGAACUUGCAGCUCCGCGGCGUCAUUCCUGCUGACGAGGGCCUAUAUGGGUGCCGUUUCCUCUCCAGCAACUUCUCCAGGGAAGCGGUCUGGGAGCUGGAGGUAGCAGGGCUCGGCUCAGACCCUCACAUCUCCCUUGAGGGCUUCAAGAAGGGAGGCGUUCAGCUGAGGUGCAGCUCCAGUGGCUGGUACCCCAAACCCCAGGCUCAGUGGAAAGAUCAUAAAGGACAGUGCCUGCCUCCAGAGAUGGAAGCCAUUGUCCAGGAUGCCCGGGGCCUGUUCAGUCUGGAAACAUCCGUGGUUGUCCAAGGGGGUUCCCACAGCAAUGUGUCUUGCUCCAUCCAGAACUCCCUCCUGCUCCAGAAGAAAGAGUUCACCAUCCAGAUAGCAGACGCCUUUUUACCCGGAAGCUCCCCUUGGAAGAAGGCUUUCCUCGGGACUCUGGCGGGACUGCCUCUGCUCCUGGCAGUCCUCGUGACGCUGGCGCUGUACUUCCUGCAGAAGCAACGGAGGUGCCAAGAAAAGCUGAGGAAGCGGGCUGAGAAGGACAAAGAGAGACUCACAGCGGAGCGGGAGAAGCUUCAGACAGAGCUCGACUGGAGAAGGGCUGAAGGCCAGGCUGAGUGGAGAGCAGCCCAACAAUAUGCAGUGGACGUAACCCUCGACCCGGCCUCGGCGCACCACAGCCUGGAAGUCUCUGAGGAUGGCAAGAGCGUGUCCUCCUGCACAGCAGUGCCUGGACCUGUGGUGGGGGACCCCCAGCGGUUCUCUGAGCAGACGUGUGUGCUGAGCUGUCAGCGCUUCUCUGCUGGCCGCCACUACUGGGAAGUGCACGUGGGUAGGCGCAGCCGCUGGUUCCUGGGUGUGUGUUUGGCCUCAGUGCCUCGCAUGGGGCCGGGGCACCUAAGCCCAGCCAAUGGCUACUGGGUGAUGGGGCUGUGGAACCGCUGUGAGUACUUCAUCCUGGACCCACACCGCGUUGCGCUCACCCUGCGUGUGCCGCCACGGCGUGUGGGCAUCUUCCUGGAUUGGGAGGCAGGAAAACUCUCCUUCUUCAAUGCAUCAGACGGCUCCCACAUCUUCACCUUCACCCACACCUUCUCAGGGACGCUCUGUGCGUAUUUCAGGCCCAGAGCUCACGAUGGUGGUGAACACCCAGAUCCCCUCACCAUCUGCCCAUUGCCUGUUAGAAGGACAUGCCUCCUUCUAACAGAAGAAGAUGAGACUGAUACCUGGUUACAGCCCUAUGAGCCCUCGGAUCCCACCCUGGGCCUGUGGUGAGGCACUCUCUUUCCUGCCUGGGUCCUUGGCAGCUUCCUGGACACCUGACUGGGAUUUGCUCUCACGUUUCCUCUACAGUGGAGGAAACAUCACCAAAAUGUCAGCAAAGGCUAAAGACUCAGCACAGCAGAAGCAAACAAAA